ACAUAUCUCUGUGUUAAAACGUCACGCUUAUGAGAAAGAUAUUUGUUGUCUUUGUAGUUUUGACAUAUGAAUUAAGUGUUCUUUGUUGUUACUUUAGUUACAUGUUCUGUCAUAGUGACAUUCGGUAAUGUGUAUAUGAAUGGAUUUCGAGGAGAAAUAUCUGGACCACCAAGAAAAUGAUGAAAUGGAAAUGAAUCGGUGUGAACGUAAAGAAGGUGGUAAGCGUGGUCGGAAGCCUGGUAGGAAAUCAAGUGACAAAAUUGAUGUGAAAGCAAAAUUAGAGCGAAGCAGACAAAGUGCAAGAGAAUGUAGAGCAAGGAAAAAAUUAAGAUACCAGUACUUAGAAGAACUUGUGGCUGACCGGGAAAAGGCUGUUCUAGCACUGCGGAAGGAACUUGAAAAGUAUAGAUUGUGGGGAAAGGAACUAGAUGAAGGCCGUAUGCCAGAGGGCAUGCAGGUACUUCUGGAGGAAAUUGGAGCUGUGAAACAAGAAAAGUGUUGAACUUCAGUAUGGACACAAUUUUGAGUAUUGUGUAUCUUUUUUGUACAUAUAAAUGCAUGAUGGAGAAUUUUUAUGUGAACAUUAUAUAAAUGUAGUUUUCAGUUUUUGAAUGUUGAUAUGUUCUGUACAUAUUGUUGUGUAAAUCUGUCCACUGUACUCAAAAGAAUGUUAAUGUGUAAAGAUGUAUGUAACAUGAUGGAGCAUAUUAUCUACAGAAAAAUAACCAA
This is a messenger RNA of Schistocerca serialis cubense, 729 nucleotides long. RefSeq names its product REPTOR-binding partner (gene REPTOR-BP). Lineage: Eukaryota; Metazoa; Arthropoda; Insecta; Orthoptera; Acrididae. Gene Ontology annotation, cellular component: nucleus. The transcript has 4 exons. Gene Ontology annotation, biological process: regulation of DNA-templated transcription. The record is from RefSeq and is a predicted model, not a curated record. The coding region runs from base 140 to 502 and encodes 120 amino acids. Gene Ontology annotation, molecular function: DNA-binding transcription factor activity.